This is a messenger RNA of Desarmillaria tabescens, 654 nucleotides long. RefSeq lists its product as uncharacterized. The record is from RefSeq and is a predicted model, not a curated record. Bases 1 to 654 code for a protein of 217 amino acids. The transcript has 3 exons. NCBI's taxonomy places the organism in Eukaryota, Fungi, Basidiomycota, Agaricomycetes, Agaricales, Physalacriaceae.
AUGGACUGGCCUCGCGAAUUGGAGGAGUGGGAGGUAACGGUGUCCGACAUACGCGACUGGACGUAUAUGUUGAAAAACGUCUUGGGAUUCCGGAAAGUUUUGACUUUGGAAGAGAGGGCCUUGGAGACCCUGCUGAAUGAGAAGGAUGUGCUGCUGCUUGCCGAAUUUUUGAGAAACCAUUCCACGGUCACGGAUCGGGUUACAGUCUGGAGGCGCAAUAUUGCUGUUGUAUCUCCGAACCAUUCACCGCCCAAGCACCCAUUCGAUUCGCAUCAAUGUUUGCUCUUGAUCUUGGAUGCCAGACCCUAUAUUGCCGGCGAGGUCCUUGGCGAAAUGCCGACUCUCGAUGCUCGCAAAUAUAUUAGGUCAUUCCUUCUGGGACUCCUUGGAAAACCGCGCUGCGAUAAUAGGAAAACUUUGGAAGAACGUGAGGUACUCUGGCAUACCAUACACCGCAACCUGCACACUGAGCCCGAUGACUGGGGGGACUUCAUGUGCAACAGGAAGGCCAAGGAGACCCAGCACCGUCGCGUCAGUCGCGAUGAACCUACCAAUACCAUAUACAACAAUACAGCAUCGGCCAGCCCAUCGGGGUUGACGACGACGACGUCAAGCCAGCCAUACCAACCACCUCCAUCUCGCCACUGGCACUAG